Acanthosepion pharaonis is the source of this 534-nucleotide messenger RNA. Lineage: Eukaryota; Metazoa; Mollusca; Cephalopoda; Sepiida; Sepiidae. The record is from the annotation of a GenBank genome assembly.
AUGAACAAAACGGGUCCACGUAACCGACUUAAAGGAUUUCUCCCCUUUCUUGGGGGUGAAUUGAUUAUCUAUCUAUCUAUCUAUCUAUCUAUCUAUCUAUCUAUCUAUCUAUCUAUCUAUGUACAAAAGUAUGUCAACGAAUCUCGAUACUCAUUCGGAGAAUUCGUUCUUUGUAUAACUUGUUCCUUCCGUCAUUCCAUCUGUCCAUCUUUAUCUCUCUUUCAAUAUUCUUCGCUUUCCGAUUCUUCCAUUUGUCGCCUACUCUUUCUGCUACCACGCAUUUUGCAAUCUUUCAUUCUUCCAGUAAUUUCUUUCUUUCUUUCUUUCUUUCUUUCUUUCUUUCUUUCUUUCUUUCUUUCUUUGCCUCAUUUUUCUCCAUUUAUAGUCGCAUUUUUGUUUCAUUUGCACGAUAUUUUUUACGCUUCUCUUGCUGUUAUCACAGACCUUUUCAACUUUUGUUUGUUUGUUUAUUUAUUUCCAAAUAUCAUUCUCUCAUUUUCCCCGUUUCCAUUUUGUUUCAUUUACCGGAUUUGA